Neohortaea acidophila is the source of this 1539-nucleotide messenger RNA. RefSeq names its product HAD-like domain-containing protein. NCBI's taxonomy places the organism in Eukaryota, Fungi, Ascomycota, Dothideomycetes, Mycosphaerellales, Teratosphaeriaceae. The coding region runs from base 1 to 1539 and encodes 512 amino acids. The record is from RefSeq and is a predicted model, not a curated record. The transcript has 2 exons. Gene Ontology annotation, molecular function: protein serine/threonine phosphatase activity.
AUGAACAGCCUCAAUAUUGUUAGCAGAUUCACCGCUGCUCCGCCCACCGCUACUCCUCCCCGAUCCCGGACCGGCAGUGCAGCGGAGGUCGGGCUGGAAGAUGACUCGGGGCGAGAAGGUCAAUCUUCUGGUGAUGAUCAGACGGCCCACCCGUCCGAUACGGUAGAGGAAGACGGGGUGACGCAGGAAGACUACAGCGAGACUAAGAUCAAGGUGGAAGAUGCGGACGAAAAGACCCCGCUGCGAUCCCACGAGGAUCAUUCCGGAUUCAAACCACGCCCGGGCAGUCAUGUGUGGGACCUACCCUAUCGCAUUGCUCAUGCCAUAUUCCGCGGCGUCCAAGCCCUUCUCUCCACCAUUGGCGCCCCUGGACGCUACAUCAUCGCCUGCUUCUACGACCAACAAGGCCAUUUCUCCCCCGUCCUCCCCUUCCGCAAUCUCACAUCCCUCGCGUCUCGACGGAGAAGAAAGUCGGCGGCGCAGGCGGUGGGCAUUGGUGCUGCGGCAAGUUCGAGCGAAAAGUUGGACCGAAAAAGGUCGAGUAAGCGGUCCACCUCGGUAGACAGCCAGAACUCGUCAAGCACGUUGGGUUCGUCUGACGGCGAGGGUGAGCAUGACGGACGAGAAGACAGUCCGGCGCGGCAUACCCGUUCCCGAACUGCCGCCGCAGCCCAGCAGGAUGAGGCGCCGCUGCGCAAGAGCAUCCAGAUCAAGCCGCAGACCGACGAGGCCCUUCGCAAGCGCCGAGCCGCGAAAGCGCUGCAAAGAAAGGCCGGCGCCAGCGCGGAAGAUGUCGAAGCUGUAGCCGCCGCCUUGAAGUCUCCCUCGUCGCCCUCCACUGCAUCCGCCCGACUGACUCGCUAUCCUCGUGCGCCUGCUCCCCCUCGACCACUCGUACCUCGCCGGCAACCUUCGUACACCCUUUCUUACUCCACCGAAACCCCCAAAAAGACGCUCAUCAUCGACCUCGACGAGACACUAAUCCACUCCCUCGCCAAAGGCGGCCGCAUGAGCACCGGCCACAUGGUCGAAGUCCGACUCGGCGGCCCUGUCCCCACCUCGCAACCCGGCACCGCCGGCCCCUCCAACGUCUCCAUCGGCCACGGAGUUCCAAUCCUCUACUACGUCCACGAACGCCCGGGGUGCCACGAAUUCCUGCGCAAAGUGUCGAAGUGGUACAACCUGAUUGUCUUCACGGCGUCGGUGCAGGAAUACGCCGAUCCCGUGAUUGACUGGCUGGAGCGCGAAAGGCGGUAUUUCGGCGGAAGGUAUUAUCGCCAGCACUGCACGCUGCGGAAUGGCGCGUACAUCAAGGACCUCGCGCAGGUCGAGCCGGAUUUGAGUCGUGUGAUGAUUUUGGACAAUAGUCCUAUGAGCUAUAUCUUUCAUGAAGAUAAUGCGAUUCCUAUCGAAGGCUGGAUCAGUGAUCCCACCGACAACGACCUGCUGCAUCUCAUCCCUCUUCUCGAGGGCCUGCAGUAUGUGACGGAUGUGCGCGCGUUGCUGGCGUUAAGGCAAGGGCAAGCGCAGCAGGCCUGA